Haemorhous mexicanus (house finch) is the source of this 3349-nucleotide messenger RNA. It is a transcript of the gene ANKRD66, whose product is annotated as ankyrin repeat domain 66. NCBI's taxonomy places the organism in Eukaryota, Metazoa, Chordata, Aves, Passeriformes, Fringillidae. The transcript has 6 exons. The record is from RefSeq and is a predicted model, not a curated record. The coding region runs from base 355 to 903 and encodes 182 amino acids. Gene Ontology annotation, molecular function: protein binding.
CUGGAUCUCCCGGCUGGAGCUGAGUCAAGCAGCAGGAACCCCACGGGAAAAUUCCCCCGGAUGGGUUGCGACACCCCGUGGAAGAGCUGCAGUGCCUGUGGCCGAGUGAGCAGCGGGGGACGGCACUUUGGCUUAAGAUUUCCCAGAUGUGCAGGAUUCAAACUCAGUAGAAGACAAAUAUGGGUCUUUCUUCUGGAUCUUAUCUACACAGUCCAACCACCCAGAACAUCAGAGGAUGCUUGCAUAGAUGUUUCUGCUUCUGAUUUUCUCUGCAAUAAAGUGCUGCCAGUAAGAGACCUGCAGCUCUGGCAAGGGAGGAGCCAGUUCCCAUAGUGCCUUCCUGAAGAGUGCAGCAUGACAGAGCUCCAUGAAGCUGUGGCUGUGGGUGACUAUGACCUGGUGAAAAAGAUUUUAAAGGCAGGGCGUUGUGACCCAAACCAGAAGGAUUGCGACUGGCAUGACAGGACCCCCCUGCACUGGGCUGCUGCCAAAGGACGGUCGGACCUGAUCAGGCUGCUGGUGGAUCACGGUGCCCGGCACUGUCUGCGGAGCGAUGUGGGCUGGACCGCGGCUCACUUCGCUGCCGAGGCGGGGAAGCUGCGGGUGCUCCGCGCCCUUCACUCCCUGCACGCUGCUAUGGAUGCCGCCGACCUCUUCGGAGACACUCCCCGGAGGCUCGCAGAGAUCUACGGACACCGGGAGUGCACCAAAUUCUUGGAAAAAGCAGAGGUGGAGAGCAGGAACUACCGCAGGAAAGCUGCACUGAGAAAAAUCCCCUUAGACCAGAGAGAUGAAGAGUGGGAAUUCAAGAAAGAAGAGCUUAAGAAAAAUCCACCAUGUUUUUGGGAGAAGUGUACGGCCUCCAUUCCAAAGAAAAAUGGGGGGAAAAGGGGGAAGCAGUAAUGUGCCCUCUCUGGUGCCUCUGAGCACUUGCAAUGCAGAGCAAAGGCAUUGUAAGUGCUCAGAGGUGGAUCUGCAGUGUGAUAUUUGGGUGAAUGGAAGAAGCAGAAGGCUAAAAGAGUGCAUCCUUAGAGAUACACUGUAAACAAUGACCUUAAGAGCUAGAAGUGCUUCAGUCUCUCUGUGUGUUUCAAUGCAUCUGAUCUCAAAAAUAAAAACAACUAAAGAAAGUCUUUAAAUAUACCAAUACUGUAAAUCACUGCAAUGUUUAGAGUUACUGCAAUGGCAGUUACACAUAUUGCCAGGGAAAAAAAUAGUCUUGAUCCUACCUGAAUCACAAAAGCAUCUUGACUGUGGUUCUGCUUGCUCUGCUGAUGUCUGUGGCCUUUGCAUCUUUGCUUCUGUCACUGAGUCAACCAGGAGGCUCUACAUGGACUUGCAGCCUCUGGCAAUGCCUGUCUCAUUUCUUGGAAGUGGGAUGUACUUGCUUCUCCUGGAUGAAGCUGAGAAAUGAAUGUUGAUCUUUCACUGGACACAUGGGUCCAACAGCCUGUAUCUUCCAUUCCUGGCCCAGCAAAAGGGAAAGCGUGCUCCUUCCUUGCUGCUUUCUGACAGCUGUGACUGCCAAGGGUAUUGGAGCGCUGCCUUUUUUUUAGCAUUGUCUCCAGCCAUUUUUAUGUUUCUGUAAAUAGGAAUGGUGUGCAACUGCUCCUGAGUUCUGCUUCUGCUCAUCAACACUGUCCAUGGCAAAAGCAUUUUUAACACUUUCACUUCUCAGUCAUAAAAUUUGGAAUGUGACCCAGAGCAGUUUUCCACACCCUGCCAGCACUGGGCAGCCAUUCCCGUUGACUUCUGACAUCUCUCCUGUGUCAGCUUCUCCAGGCUGGGCACAUCCUGCAUCUAUCCCUGUGGGCUGUGCAGGGUGGCUGUGCUGAUGGACACCCUGUCCCCUCCAGUGCCAGCUGAGUGGGGCUGGUGCACAGGACAGGGAUUCUGUGCUGGCUGUCACUUUCUCAGGGGUUUCAUGGGGAUAGAAGGAGGGACCCCAGUUUGGUUCUCUGGGGCUGUGGUGUUUUGUGUGGUAAUAUCUGUAAGGUGCUGGAUUUUCCUGCUGAGUCUGUGGUAUGUGAGGUUGUGAGGUGUGGAUGUUACACUAGAUGUAGGGAAUGAGAUGGAUCUCCCAGGGCUUUUUUGUGAAAGUGGUUGGGAUUGUCAUGUUAAAGGAUGAAGUUCAGGAGCAGCAGGAGGGGGAGAAGGGAUGUGUGGCUGUUCCUGUCCUUUCAAGGCCUUUCACAGGGGAGAUGUAUCCAGAAGAGCUGCUUACAAUCUGUCUCUGGACCUGAGCUGCUGGUAGAAGUGACCUGUUCAGGUUCUGUUCUGCUCUGUUCUGCAUGUUUCACCUGCUGUGGUGGGUUCACCUUAGGGAGCAGCCAGAUGCCCACCCAGCUCUUCCUUCAGUGUCACCCAUAAAUGCAGUGGAAAAUAGGAUGCAAAGCUCGUGGAUUGCGAUAUACCAUGAAAUCACUCACCUGUUACUGUCACAGACAAAACAGACUUGAUGUGGAGAAAAUUAAUUUAAUUUAUUUACCUACUGAAAGUAUAGUAGGAUGAUGAGAAAUAAACUACAACCCACUGCCUCCGCCACCCUUUCUUCUGAGGCUCAACUUCACUCCUUAAUCCCCAGCUCCUCCACCUCCUGGCCCACAGCAGCAUAGGGCGACGGAAAAUGGAAGUGCAAUCAGUCCACAGUGAGUUGCCUCCUCCACUCCUUUUUCAUGCUGUUUCCCUCAUCCAGAACAAAACCUGGGUGUUUCACUGAGCCAGAGUGCAGUGGGAAAAGCCAAUCUCAUCUCCAGGUCAGAGCAGGCCAGGAGAGCAGUCCCACAGAGCAGGCAAUCCUGUCCUUGCAGGCAGUGGGGCACAGAGGACAUGCAGGGCUGGAGUGGGGAGGGGGCUCUGCACCCCCUGAGCUCCCCGGGGCCGUUCCUGCCUCUCUCUUUGUGGCUCAGUGACCACCUCUGGGGAGUGACAGGGCUCAGUGUGUUCACACAGAGCUACCAGCCACUGCCAGGCAGUGAUGCAGCCCAUAAUAUAUGCCACAGCACAGGGCCACAGCAGAAGGAAAGGUAAACCAAAAGAGAUGAUAAACUUUGCAGUUAAUUUCAGUUGUUUCAAUUAUAAAAUGCCAGAGCAUUUGGUGGUCUGUUUGCAGUAUUUUUAUUGCCCCUUUUACAGCCAGCCCCUGUACCAGGUCUAAAUUACUUUGUUACUGACAAUAGUUAAAGAAUUAUCUACAUGAAAUUAUAAUUGAAAAUAUAUUGUGAAAUUCAGAUUAAUUUAGUUCAUAGUAUUUGAUAUAUUCUUAAUAUCAGUGAUGAGAACAUUUCUAUCAUCUACAAUGCGUGGAGAGUUGCACUAGAGAUUAAACUACUUGUUUUCUACAAUGAAA